CCCUGCUGAGGAGUAGAGGAAGUCAGACUGCUAGACGAGGCUGCUCAAGGACAAGUGGAUCACAGGGAAGAAGAGGUGAGAAGAAGAGAGAAGGUGAAGCCGAAGAGGAAUACAGGCCAGGAGACCUCCUGCAAAACAACAGAGAGAGCAGAAGAUGGGUGGAGAAGUGACACAGGGCUGCUGGCUGCUCCUCACACUAUCUCUGAAAGGUAUUCUAGCUGGUGAUUGGUCAGUUCAUCACCCCUCUGGUCCCAUCUGUGCUGUCACUGGUUCGUCGGUGGUUCUUCCUUGUUCCUAUGACUACCCCCAAAGUUCAAAUGAAACCAGGGCAGAGGAACAGCUCUCUAGUCAGGGUGGAGGAGGUGAAGACAGGCAGGAGUAUGAAGUGUUGUCCGAGAUGUGGUGUCUGGAAGACAGCCGCUGUAUCACCCAGAGGUAUGUGUUCCACAGUGCUGGUAUUUUCCUAGAUCCAUCCUACCAGAACAGGGUGCAGUACCUGGGACAAGCAGGAACAAAGAACUGUUCUCUGAGCAUCUCGGAUCUGAGACCAUCAGACAGUGGAAGCUACGUGUUUUACCUCAUCACCAGUCACCCCACACAGAAGAUGCCAGCGCAGGGAGGCAUACAGCUGCUGGUGGCAGAGUCCUCCAGUGCAGUCUCAACAUCAGCGAGUCCGUCUGGUGGCAUCACUGAGGGCGGCGAUCUACGUCUGGCCUGCUGCAGCCCUUCAGCCAAUCCACAGGCCCGUUUCAGAUGGUUCAAGACCACAAGCGCCACCCCGAGCUACAGUGGACAGGUGUGGAACAUCAGCAACGUUGCCUCUGAUGACUCUGGCAGCUACUACUGUCAGAUGCAGACUGGAGAGGGAGAACAGAACUCAACGGUGCUCGACAUAGAUGUAGAGUACUCACCUCGAAAUACACACGUCUCCAUCUCUCCGCCUGGAGAGCUACAGAGGAGCCUCCCUGUGACUCUGACCUGCAGCAGUGAUGCUAACCCACCUGUGCAAACCUUCUCCUGGUACCAGGGUGCAGCGUGUCUCCCUGCAGCAGACAACAGUUUCCAUCAAGCCAGACACUCCCCGGCUACAUCCGCAGGCUCCACACUCAGAAGCUCGACCAUCAGCACUGAGGAAUACGGGCAGCACUGCUGUGUAGCACGCAACGGACAUGGAUCACAGACUUAUUCUGUAACGCUCACUGGUAUUAAAGAAGCGACCCCACCGAAGACCACAGGAAGAAGAAUGCUGCUCGUUGGCGUGUGCAUCGGUGUCUUAUUGCUUAUUAUAGCCAUAAUUGCUUUUCUUAUGAGAAGGAGAAAGAGGUCAUCCCACCACCGGUCGUACGUCCUCACAGCAACAACUGCUACAGAGGCUUGAAGACUCAGCGAGCAUCACACACAUAAGACAUCUUUUUUUAAUGAUUACAUUCAGGACACUCAAGAUAGGUCCUCAACACCCUCAUUUACCUUCACACCUCAUGUUGCCAGUGAAGCCCUAUGAUACAGACUAAUUAAAGGGGCUGGUUCUGGAUCAGGAGGUAGACAGGGUUGUCCGCAAAGAGGGUUUGAUCCCCGGCUCCUCCUUCUUUUUGUUUUUUAGACAACUCUUUUUAUUGAUGGCUAUUGGGUCGUGAAGAAGAUUUCAACAAAUAAGAUGAAGAAGCUUUUCAGAAUCACAAAUUCUACCUGUAAUUCUUGGAUAACAAUGCACUGAGGUAAACUUGGCCUGAGAGGAGCGACUGAACCAAAGGAAAAAGUGUUGGAAUAUAUUUUUUAUCUCUGCGUUUCUUUGUUGGAGCUAAAUGCCCCUGUCAAGAAUUAACCAAGGAAUCUUCAAGAGGAAAAAAAUGUAUUUGUGAUUACUAAGACGGAAAAUCUUGUGUUGCCCCCACAGGUUGUUUUUAUGUUGAUGUUACUUAUAUUAUUAAAG
Messenger RNA from Paralichthys olivaceus (Japanese flounder), 1930 nucleotides. Its product is annotated as protein amalgam-like. NCBI's taxonomy places the organism in Eukaryota, Metazoa, Chordata, Actinopteri, Pleuronectiformes, Paralichthyidae. The record is from RefSeq and is a predicted model, not a curated record.